Messenger RNA from Trichophyton rubrum CBS 118892, 1302 nucleotides. RefSeq lists its product as uncharacterized. NCBI's taxonomy places the organism in Eukaryota, Fungi, Ascomycota, Eurotiomycetes, Onygenales, Arthrodermataceae. The record is from RefSeq and is a predicted model, not a curated record. The transcript is spliced from 2 exons. The coding region runs from base 1 to 1302 and encodes 433 amino acids.
AUGGACUCUCGCACGCCGAACCCAUCAGUUCUAGCACAUAACCGAUACCAGCAAGCUCACGACGACACUUAUCCCAUGGCAGCCGACUACUACAACAACCACCCCUAUAGCAGGGCUUCGUCAAGACACCAUGGACCCCCGCCCGCGGGGCAGUCCGUGCCCGGUCAAGGCUAUGGUCCUGGCUAUUAUCCGCCCGGUCAGGCUAAAGGUGCACCCUACCUUGAACCCAGACCAAAAGAAAGCGGACGACAUAGGCGGUCUUACUCGACUGGAGGAGAAGCCAGGCACCGCGGAAGAAGCAGAUAUGACGAAUACGAUGAGGCGCCUCGCCGUGGCAAUCAUCGCCAUAAAACUUCAUCGCGCUACACACAUUCAGUGUCGCCUCCAUCACGGUCACCCAGCCCCUUACGCCCACGGAAGUCGCUUGGUGAUCACGCCUUAGAGGCACUUGGCUUCAUGGGAGCCAUGGAUGGAUCUCGCAGACAGGGCGACCGCGGGCAACGCCGCCACUACGAAUACGACGACGACCAUAGAGACCAUAGGGGUCAUGAUCAGCAUCGGGGUUAUGACAAUCAUCGUUACGAUUAUGAUGACCGCCGUCAGGACUCAAGCCGUGGCAGAAAUUAUCACAAUACAAGUACCUCAUCAGACCCUCGGGCCCACGGCUAUAGAGAUGAUCCAAACAAGGCCCUGCAGAACACUAUUACCGCUGCCUUGACUGCAGGAGUACUAGAAGCGUAUCGUGCCCGCAACGACCCGGGAGAUUGGACUGGUGAGAAGGGGAAGCGUGUCCUAGCUGCCGUUGCCAGCGCUGGCGGCACCGAAAAAGUUCUCGACCGUGGGGGCGCUAGCAAAUCUACCAAGAGACAUAUUAUAGAGUCGACACUAGCUGGCCUUGCGUCAAGCCACCUAGUUGGGGGAGAGUCGAGACGACACCGUUCACACUCAGAAAGUCAUGGAAGAACUAACACCGGCGCCACUGCAGCACUGCUUGCUGCUGCUGGCAAGAAGGCUUUCGAACACUAUCAAUCUAGAUCUCGUGAGUCUGGAAAGUACGAUUAUUACAGUGAUGAUGGCCGGCAAGGCAGGUCUGGGCGAUCGAACAGGAAGCGAAGCAAGAGUUUGACAGACUAUGUCGCCAAAGGAAUGGCUACUUUGGGACUAGACGAGCGAGGCCGUGACAGUGGCCAUGGCAACAGCCAUCGGCGACACCGAAGUCGGUAUAGCAGCCCUCCGUCUGAGUACGAGUAUGAUUACUCCGACAGACCUCGCCACACAAAGCGCCAUCAUGACCGGUACUAG